ACAUUCUCUGAUAUCAAGUUCAAUGGAAUUCUUGUGAGUUGGCAGCAUCUUUGAUAUUCAACGUGUCAUGGAGAUCAUAUAAUGACAUCAAAUUGUUGACUUUCCAUACAAGAAUGCCUUUUACGCAGCGGCAACAAUAAUCAGGUAACUAGCUUCUCUCUCUCUCUCUCUCUCUCUCUCAUGUUUUGUUUUAAAUUGUCAUUUCUGCAAAGUGCAGAUAUUACAGAGCAGAAGAGUAAUUUAUCGUUUGCAAACUUAUUGGUUAGCUAUAGUAGCUCUUUACCUUCAUGUUUAGCUACUAGCUUGUGCACUUUCGAUACAACAAGCUUCUGUCGAGUACAAAAGUGCAAAGACGAUGGUUUUAACGUAUGACAUGAGUGCCUAGCUCCAAUAAGACAUCAUUGAUGUUGGAACUUUAUAUUUGGUCCAGUUAUUUGUAACGUGUUGGAACUUCUACACACAACUGUUUCCCAUAUAUACAUCUGUCGAGUUGUGAACUAUUGGCCGAUUUCCUCAUAUGUAUAGUGUAUCUUAGUAUUUGGUAAUACGUCUGUGUAAUAAUUCAUGGGCUCGUUUGGUACUCUUGAUUGGAAGAAUGGAUAACCUACUAAACUAAAGGUAUGUUAAAGGGAGAAACUAUAAAAUUAUAACCACCUAGAGAAUAAAAGAUGGAUUACUCGAUGAAAAAAGGUUAUCCGUUCCAAUCGUUUUUAAAGGUGGUGGGAUUAGAAGGGAUGAAUUUCCUUCAAAGCUAAUCCUAUCCUAAUCCCUCCACAAGAAAAUUCAUUCAUUUCACGUUCCAUAUAAAUUGAAAUUUGAGAGCACUCCAUUCCAAUUCAAUCAUGUUUGCCAAACGAGUCCUAUGUCCAUACAUGACGGGAUCUAGAUAUGUAAUAAACUAGGGGCAGUAGUUUUUGACAUGACAUGACCGGACACGAACCUAACACGAGAUUGACGGGUUAGCAGAUUUGAGUUAACAAACAAGGUUUUAGUUGAGUGAUAAGGCUUGUGUUUUAGUCUAGUGAUCAGGUAUGGGGUUUUAUAUAUUCCUCGAGGUACCUAUCUAGCUACUUACUAUGUGUUUUUCUUUUUAGCCUCUUAAAAGAUUGUAGGGUUUCUACUUAGUAUUAAGGUAUGGUGGUAUUCUUCUUCACUUGUAAGUGAUAGGUCAUAAGUUUGAAUGUCAUGAAUGGCGAGUUUGAUACUAAUUUAUUCUCCACACCUUACUUGUAAAUAUAUUAGCAUUUGCGUUUAAGCCACACAAAAAAGGACAAAUGCAGUGGACAUGAGGAAACUUAUAUGUAUGCGGUCAACCUUGCGAAAUGAACAACAUGUCAACAUGUAAUUAAUAUGUUCCUGUCUUCUAGUCUUUGGAAAACAAUUGAUGCUUGAAAAACAACAAAAUACAUGUUGCCAAUGGGGAAAAACGGCAAAAUGUAAGCUCUUCAUCAUUCAUUGCUAGGUCAAUGGCUGCUGCUAUAAGCCUUACGCGGCUGCAUGAUGCUUCUUCUUGCUUUUACCGAUGUAGCUACCAUGCAUUCUUGAGUUUCAGAGGUGAAGAUACCCGCAAGGGAUUUUCUGAUCACCUCUACCGAGCUUUGGAGCUGGCAGGAAUUACCUUUAGAGAUGAUGAUGAAAUUGAGAGAGGAGCAAAUAUUACAGCAGAGUUGCAUAAAGCAAUAAACGAGUCCAAAGUAUCAAUAAUCGUCUUCUCCAAGAACUAUGCAACCUCUAGGUGGUGCUUGGAUGAACUUGCAAGGAUCAUGGAACGAAGAAGAAGUGAUGAUGGACAUUUUGUUAUGCCGGUUUUCUAUGAUGUGGAUCCUUCCCAUGUCAGGAAACAGACUGGGAGCUUCAGAGAAGCAUUUUGUAGACACGAAAAGCGUUUCAAGGAGGAUAUGGAUAAGGUGGAGGAGUGGAGACGAGCACUUAGAGAUGUUGCGGAUCUGGCAGGGAUGGUUUGGAAGAUAGCAAUAAUUCAUAGGUACGUGAACAAUUUGGAUCAAUUUAACGCAAUUCUUGGAAUCAGGGAAUGGUUUUAUCCAGGAAGUAAAAUCAUCAUAACAACAAGACACAAAAAUUUGUCAAGGGCACAUGAAGAUCAUGCAAUGUUCAAGGUUGAGGAAUUGAAUGAGUAUGAAUCGCUUGAGCUUUUCAGUUGGCAUACCUUCGGACAAUCCCAUCCAAUUGAAGGUUACAUGGAACUUUCAAGAUCUGUUGUAAAACAUUGUGGAGGGCUUCCGUUGGCUCUUCAAGUUCUCGGGUCUACCUUGUCUGGGAACGAAGUAGAUGUAUGGCAAAGUGCAUUACAAAAGUUAUACGAAAUUCCUAAUGGCAAAGUUCAAAAUAUUCUUCGAAUAAGCUAUGAUUCUCUACAAGAUGAUCAUGACAAAAAUUUAUUCCUUCACAUAGCCUGUUUCAUCAUUGGAAAGGAGAAGAAUUUUGCAAUUAAAGUACUGGACGGCCUUGACUUUUACACGAGGAUUGGAAUUCAAAAUCUGGUUGACAGAUGUCUCGUAAAAAUAGAUAAUGAAGACAACAGGUUGAGCAUGCAUCACUUACUUAGAGACAUGGGAAGGGGAAUUAUUCGGGAAGAAUCGCCUCAAGAUCCUGGAAAACGUAGUAGAGUGUGGCAUAAAGAUGCCUUUAACAUUUUGAGAAAAAGAACUGGUACAGAAAAGGUUAGGGGCCUCAUGCUCAACCUGCCCGUGUUGAUGGAAGAUGAGUCUUGCAAGACAUUAUUUGGUAAAAGUAACAGAAAACGGUGCCAUGUUGAAGAUUAUGAAGGAAAUGCUUCAAGACGUCGUCAGAUUUAGCUUUUCCUCAACAAAUUUAGCUCAACGUUCUGCAUCAAAUGAGAUGGAAUUCAAAAAAGAGGCAUUUACAGGGAUGAAUAGUCUUCAGCUUCUCCUGCUCAAUAAUGUCCAAAUCAAUGGAGACUUUGAGGAUUUUUCGAAAAAUUUGACAUGGUUGUCUUGGCGAGGAUUUCCUUUAAAAUCAAUACCAGCCAAUUUUUUCUUGGAAUAUCUAGUUGUUCUUGAGUUGCGGAAUAGCAGCCUGGAACAUGCUUGGAAGGGAACCAGGGUACAAUACUCUCUCUCUCUCUCUCACAUUACCUGUACACAUACUAAUGGAAAAUACUAUACUCAUGAACCUUAAUUUGCAUCUCGCUUUUAUAGUUUCUUGGAUGGAUGAAAAUUCUCAAUCUCAGUCAUUCGCACAGCCUUAAAAACAAUCCCUGACAUGUCGGGACUCCCUAACCUUGAGAAACUAAUUCUUCAAAAUUGCAUAAAUUUGGUCGAGCUCGAUGAGUCAGUUGGAGACUUAGAGAAACUUGUUUUAUUGAAUCUAAGAGACUGCAAAGAUCUCACGAAGAUUCCAGCAUGUGUCUAUUGCUGCAAAGAAAUUCAACCUGUUAUCAGCUAAACUAUGGCAAUCUAUCGUGUUGUGGGUAUUA
This is a messenger RNA of Pyrus x bretschneideri (Chinese white pear), 3457 nucleotides long. RefSeq names its product disease resistance protein RUN1-like. Lineage: Eukaryota; Viridiplantae; Streptophyta; Magnoliopsida; Rosales; Rosaceae. The record is from RefSeq and is a predicted model, not a curated record. The transcript is spliced from 3 exons. Gene Ontology annotation, biological process: defense response; signal transduction. Gene Ontology annotation, molecular function: ADP binding. The coding region runs from base 1467 to 2816 and encodes 449 amino acids.